This is a messenger RNA of Scomber japonicus (chub mackerel), 797 nucleotides long. RefSeq names its product pterin-4 alpha-carbinolamine dehydratase/dimerization cofactor of hepatocyte nuclear factor 1 alpha (gene pcbd1). Lineage: Eukaryota; Metazoa; Chordata; Actinopteri; Scombriformes; Scombridae. Gene Ontology annotation, molecular function: 4-alpha-hydroxytetrahydrobiopterin dehydratase activity. The transcript is spliced from 4 exons. The record is from RefSeq and is a predicted model, not a curated record. Gene Ontology annotation, biological process: tetrahydrobiopterin biosynthetic process. Bases 94 to 402 code for a protein of 102 amino acids.
GGAUUCAUUCCAGUUUCUGCCACAGCAGAUUUGCCUCUGUACAAGAGAGAGCUGGAGCUGAACCUUCUCUGUGCAUGAAAAUACUCUGCAAACAUGGCCGGUAAGAUCCAGAGUCUGACUGAAGAGGAGAGGGCCCACCUACUCCCCUUGCUACGCAACGCUCAAUGGGUGGAGGUAGUGGGACGGGAUGCCAUUUACAAAGAGUUUAUUUUUAAAGACUUCAAUCAGGCUUUUGGUUUCAUGUCCAGAGUGGCGCUACAGGCAGAGAAGAUGGACCAUCAUCCUGAGUGGUUCAAUGUAUAUAAUAAGGUCCAGAUCACUCUCAGCACACACGACUGUGGGGGGCUGUCCCAGCGUGAUAUAACUUUGGCCACCUUCAUUGACCAGGCAUCUCUGAUGUGACCAACACACAUUAUCAGUUGAUUCAACAGUGAAAAAAACUCAAGUGUUGAAAGUCACAGCUCUUCAUAUAUUCAUUCCACUGAGAAAUCUCUGAAGAUGUGACCUGCAACACCCAAAGAAUAUGAAACAAUUACUUUCAGUUGUGAAUAAUGUAGCAGUCUGUAGGUGUUAAAAUGAUGCUGUUGUUGGUUUUGCAUUUGGUCAAUAUGUGUGACAUUAUCUUCAUGGUUAAUGAUAAAAUCAGAUUUCCACUUUAACCAAAAUACCAUCUCCUCGGUAACCAUUCCCCUUCUUAAUACAGCUGCCAUUUACGAUAAUGUGUCUUUCUGUGACCAACAGUGUCUUAUGUGGCAAAUUUUUUGUACUGUUAGUAAAAAAGUUAUUUUCUGCAAACC